AUGGCGCAAGAUGCAGCAAACGCCUUCCCGCUGUUGCUGUCUCGGGGGGACUCCGCGUUGCAGCUCUACCCAGCCUAUGCGGCGGCUAUCGCCAACGAAUCUGCGUCUGCCAACGAUGACAGCGCGGGAGACCAGAACUAUGAGUCUACGGCAAACGAUGACAGCGCGAGAGACCAGAGUGAUUGGGAUCUUGACCUGCAGGCGUUGCAGCUGUGGUGGCAAGACAAUAUGACUGCGUAUCAGCAACCGGCCGAUAGGCUUGCCAAUUUGCCGAUGGGAAUCAUGAGUGUGAUUGCUGAAUAUCUACCAAGAUGCAACCUCGUGACCCUUUCGCUGACCUGUCGUCGUCUGCGGCGGCUGAUAUACGGCCAGCUGGAGCGCAACAUUUCGGAUGUCCUGACCCGACACGAGUACUUGGAGUUUCUGCAUGAAAUCUCGCACAACAACGCCGACGAAUGGGUAUGCAAGGAGUGCUACGCAAUCCAUGAGGUAAACUUAUACGACACUCCCGAGAGCCCACAUCAAGUCAACUGUCCAAUAGCAUUGUACGGCGACGCCCGGACUGGACCAAACGGUGAGGUGCAGACAAUCGAGCCCUGGCUUGGGACGACGGGUGUUCAUCUGAUGGAGUACCACCUGGGGUAUCAUCAUGUCCAGCAUAUUCUCAAGUAUCAUAGGCUAUCAAGCUUGACAGAAUCGCAAAAGGGUCACUUGAGACGGUUGAUGGCUCCUCAUGAACGGUUCAAUGCAUUUCGAGAGGCUGGUCAUUCCGAUGACACAUCCAAACAUGAGGUCCACCUUAGAGUCUUCCAGCAGGAUAUUCUGGCGCUGUCUCUACGGUCACGGCGCCUGAACUCUCGACACAUGACGGUGGAUGAUAUGAAUGGCGUCUACAUAUGCCCUCAUCUCCAGGUGACCUUUGGGUUUCCAGGGUGCCAGCUGGAGGGUCCGAUACACUGGCCGCGUCUGCCGUAUCCAGCAAGGACCGAAAAUGAGCGUUCGCCGCUGGUCUUGUCCCUUGGCGCGGCGCUGGCGUUACCUGGCAUGAGUCUGGCCGGAUCGUGCUCGAGCUGCCCUAUCGACUACACGGUAGAAUGCGAGGACAGCCAAAGCGCAGAAAUUCGUGCCUGGUACCGUUUGGGUGGCGAGUGCGUCGGUGGUGAGGACAGGUACUGGCGGGCUUUGUCGGUGGACAUGCGGGGGAACGCGCCAGACCACUCACAGUUUUCCGCCCCGACUGAUCCGGGUACGGUGCGGCUUCUUUAUACAUCAUACAACUUGUAUAUGUGGCAGCGGCUGAUUGAGGACUCCGCAGCGAGCUACAAGGCGCGGUUUGGCUCAUAUCCUCUUCCAUGA
This is a messenger RNA of Cordyceps fumosorosea ARSEF 2679, 1356 nucleotides long. RefSeq names its product F-box domain, Skp2-like protein. The record is from RefSeq and is a predicted model, not a curated record. NCBI's taxonomy places the organism in Eukaryota, Fungi, Ascomycota, Sordariomycetes, Hypocreales, Cordycipitaceae. Bases 1 to 1356 code for a protein of 451 amino acids. Gene Ontology annotation, molecular function: protein binding. The transcript has a single exon.